CUGCAGUCAAGCUAAUCUGUAUCUGCCUGUCGUUGCUGCGCCAAAGUUCAUUGUUUUAAAGUGCAAUUAAUGCAGAAGAAGAAGAAGAGAACAGAAGAAGCACAGAGCUCGAGUUGUCCCGUGCAGUCUUUGAUCAUGAAGAGCUCCAAAGAGGCCGUGCAGUCAGCGGCCAAAGAGUUUCUGCAGUUUGUCAACAAAGGAGUGUCUCCAUAUCAUGUGGUGGAGGAAUGCAGGCGGCGUCUGUUGCAGGCGGGCUUCAUCGAGCUGAAGGAGACGGAGCAGUGGGACAUCAAGCCGUCCAGCAAGUACUUUGUGACCAGGAACUUCUCCAGCCUCAUCGCCUUCGCUGUUGGCGGAUGCUACCUGCCGGGCAACGGCUUCUCCAUGAUCGGCGCCCACACAGACAGCCCCUGCCUCAGGGUGAAGCCGAGGUCUAAGAGGACGAAGCAGGGCUGUCUGCAGGUCGGGGUGGAGUGCUACGGCGGUGGCAUCUGGAACACCUGGUUCGACCGGGACCUGACCAUCGCCGGCCGCGUUAUGGUGAAGAGUGACGACCACCUGGUUCAGCGGUUGUUUCACGUGUCCAGGCCUCUGCUCAGGAUCCCUCACCUGGCCAUCCACUUGCAGAGGGACGUCAACGACUCCUUCGGCCCCAACAAGGAGAACCACCUCGUGCCCAUCAUCGCCACCGUCGUCCAGGAGGAGCUGGAGACGGGCUGUGCAUCCUCCGGAGAUGCUACCUUGGCUGCCAACACGGCGGAGAAGCACCACCCGGCGCUGGUGAAGCUGCUGUGUUCAGAGCUGGACGUCAAUCCUGAAGCCCUGCUGGACUUUGAGCUCUGUCUGGCCGACACUCAGCCCGCGGCGUUGGGAGGUGUGUACGAAGAGUUCAUUUACUCUCCUCGCCUGGACAACCUUCACAGCUGCUACUGCGCCCUGCAGGCGCUGACGGAGUCCUGCUCGGGAGACUCUCUGUCCAAAGAUCCCAACGUCCGCAUGAUCACUCUGUACGACAACGAAGAGGUGGGAUCAGAGAGCGCUCAGGGUGCUCAGUCCAACCUGACGGAGCUCAUCCUCAGCCGCCUCUCCACCUCCGCCUCCAACCGCACCGCCUUCCAACAGGCUGCGCCGCUCUCCUUCAUGAUCAGCGCGGACAUGGCGCACGCUGUGCACCCCAACUACCAGGAGAAGCAUGAGGAGAACCAUCGUCCAGCUUUCCACAAGGGCCCAGUGAUCAAGUUCAGCAGCAACCAGCGUUACGCCACUACGGCCGUCACCGCCUCCGUGGUUAGAGAGGUCGCCAGCCAAGUCGGCGUGCCGCUACAGGUAGUGUGUGUGUGUUGUGUGAUUUUAGAUUAAUUGGUUGCAGACGGAGGCUCAGCUGCGUCUCAUUUCUUUGUUUUGAGUCACUCGGCAGCGAACACAGAUCUCCUAGCAACGUGCCGGGCGGCUCCAGGACGACACAGCGAGGAAAAUAAAAGUGUGAAAGACUCGGGGACAGAACGAAGGGCAGUCGGUGAACAGUAAUAAUACAACAGAUGUGCAAAGAGGAGAAACAUGUUCCUUCUUCCAGCGCUACAGUUUGAGUUACUAAGAAUAUGACUUUAGUUUGUCAGAUUUAUUUAAUAUCUACUCAUGGAAAGAACUUGAAGGGUUAGAGACCCUGCUCCUCAUCUCAACCAAUGCAUAACCCUCACCCUUCACCAGCACUGAUGCAUGCAUACAUUAUCCUUCUCCAGUCCUGCGAAGGAAACCUCUGGAUCAUCUCUGAGACGGAGACAAAGCUGAGGAAGGUUGUUUGUGUCACGGCGAGUGAUCAGCUCAGUUUAAUAACUGCAGCGACACCUGAGCAGCUUCGGCAGCUUUA
Molecule: messenger RNA, 1867 nt
Organism: Cottoperca gobio
Lineage: Eukaryota; Metazoa; Chordata; Actinopteri; Perciformes; Bovichtidae
Gene: dnpep
Product: aspartyl aminopeptidase
Exons: 15
Coding region: 70-1359 (429 amino acids)
Biological process (GO): proteolysis
Molecular function (GO): aminopeptidase activity; zinc ion binding
Source: RefSeq, a predicted model, not a curated record